This is a messenger RNA of Anoplopoma fimbria (sablefish), 2205 nucleotides long. RefSeq names its product natterin-3-like. Bases 135 to 1298 code for a protein of 387 amino acids. Lineage: Eukaryota; Metazoa; Chordata; Actinopteri; Perciformes; Anoplopomatidae. The transcript has 2 exons. The record is from RefSeq and is a predicted model, not a curated record.
UCGUGGUCUUCUUGAGAACUUUGGAGGAUUUAGGAGCCGAGGAGUUUGAGAAAUUCAAGUGGUUAUUGCAGAACCUCGAAGGCUUCCCAAAGUGUCAACUGGAGAAUGCGGACCGGAAGGGCACAGUGGAUCAGAUGGUCCAGAAAUACAGCAUAAACACUGUUAACGUGAUACAGAGAAUUUUAAAGGAGAUGAAUAAGAAUGAUCUAGUGGAGAAAUUAUCAAAAAACGUGUCAGAACCUGAAGUCAUGUUACUAGACCCAAGUCUGGAGGACAGGGUUAUCCAAACCACAGCCAAAGAAUCAACAGAUACAGAGAACAAACUGGACCGGUCUUUCCCGUCAUGCCUUGAUCAAACCACCCUGGAAUGGCAAACCUUUGAUGGCUCUCUCCCCAAAGGAGCAGUUUCAAUCUACAAUGAAUAUGUUGGACGCACCGACUACGUUUGCAAGUACAGAAGCAUCGCUGGCUUCUACAACCCUGACGUGGGUCCUCACUGCCGCUACCCCUAUGCAACGAAAGAGCAUCUCGGCUCCCCGUUUGAGAUCCUGGUGAACAAAGACAACUUUGAGUUUUUGGAAUGGAAGGAUGGCUCCUACGGCUCAGUGCCAGAUAAUGCAGUCAAGACCGUCUCGCACAGAAAGAUAUUUGUUGGGAAGAACAAGUAUGGUCUUGGGAAGGUGGUUGUUGAAAAGAAGUCCUUCUACCUUCCCUGGAAAGGUUCUGAAUAUUGGUACAGAACCUACGAGGUCCUGACCGUUAACAAAGACAUAAUCAGCGAGCAGGUCUUUGAUGUCAAGUACAAGACUGAUGGGGUUAAGAUCUUUAAGUAUCCUCCAGAGACCAUGAAAAAGACUACACUCAUCAACAAGGACCGCCAGGAAGUGAAACAGACCGCUACCCUCUCAAAGACAAAUGAAGAAGAGCAAAGGUGGGACACCAGCUUUUCCUUCACUGUGGGCGCCCAGACCAGCAUCAAAGCCAGAAUCCCCUUUCUUGCCUCUUCAAAAAUCGAGAUUCGCGUGGAAAAAAACCUCCAGUUCACCAAGGUGGCCACUUAUAAAGAGUCAGAAAACUACACUGUUUCUGUUGAGCACAAAAUCCCACCAAAGCACUCCUGUGUUGUCAGUAUGGUGGGAUAUAAGUACGGGGCAGACAUCCCUUACACUGCUCGCCUCAGCCGCACCUACAGAAAUGGGGAGACCAAAUGGACCUCCAUCUCUGGGACCUACAAAUGUGUCCAAGUUAUGGAAGUUCAGGCCGUGGUGGAUCCUUGUGAACCUCUGCCUAACGCCUAGCCCUUUGCCUAAAGGAAUGAUGGAAGAGGUUUCAUGAGAUACAGUGCCUGACAUCAUGUAUGUUUAGUUGCGUACUUGCAUCAUUGUCCUGAAAAUGUUAAAUAAUCUUCUUUCUUUCAUAUGCCUUUAUAUAUUUUAGACAACAACACUACUUUAAAACAUUUAAAACAAAGUCUGCAAACCAAUGGAUGACUUCACGAAGACUACAUCCACUUCUUAUAUACAGUCCGUGGUUAGUCCCCAUAGUAGCCAUUUCACAGAGUGACCUCACUGUAUAAUAAUCAAAGCCUUGUGAAACUUUCCAAACACAAAAAACAGACAGAGGUCAUUCAGAGGAUGAAUGGCUUUCCAAGGUGUUUUAACAAAAGGGAGGUUUCUGAGCAGUUUCCAGAACAGAAGUGCUCACCAUCCAAUCUCUGAAAAAUGAAUUCCUACUGAAAUGUCCUUCUAAGUUUUGGCGUUUUAUUGUGGUAUUUUGGAGGGAUUUUAACCAGUUCUCGAUUGGUACAUUUUUUUUUCGAAUUUAGCACCAAAUCCUUGUAAUAAAUGUUAUUAACACCAAAAUUGCUGAAUCCAAUUUUUAGGAAUAACAGAGCAUGGAAAUGGCCGUAAUAUACUUCCAUGAUAAUAGUAUGAUGAUACAUAAUUUUGUCUGAUUCAGGACUAGAGGAACUUGACAGUGUUGAGCUUUAAAUGUAAUACACUGGGGACCCUGUUUCACUUAUUGAGCAUUGAACACUGUACAUCUGACUAUGUCUUUGAAAAUGAAAUGUCAAAUGACGUUUUCGUUUUCAAAUUAUUAGAAAAUUGCAAUUUAAUUUUUAUCAUGACUCAAUAUAAUUUGCAUGAAUGGAAAAUAAGUUUAAUUUUUUUAUUGCAUUUAAAUAAAUAAAAAAUGUAAUUAACA